Botrytis deweyae is the source of this 996-nucleotide messenger RNA. RefSeq lists its product as uncharacterized. NCBI's taxonomy places the organism in Eukaryota, Fungi, Ascomycota, Leotiomycetes, Helotiales, Sclerotiniaceae. The transcript is spliced from 3 exons. The record is from RefSeq and is a predicted model, not a curated record. Bases 1 to 996 code for a protein of 331 amino acids.
AUGUCGACAAUCACGAGCGCCGCAACUGCAUCAGCAUCAAGUCAUUUGGUAGGCCCAUUGACUACAACUUAUACACCCACAGGCUCUGAUUGUAAUCAAAUUUUCUGGGCUCAAAAUCUGAAAAAUUCUUGGCUUGCGCAUGGUGCUAUCGGUAGUGGGAGUACGACUUGUAUGCCCAGUGGAUUCAAUCGUGAAACAGCAUAUUAUUAUUCUCCGGGUGUCUGUCCAACAGGCUAUAGUGCCGCCUGCUCGUCAUAUUCCACAGACUCGAGUGCUACAAAAACCAUAGCUACUUGUUGUCCCACUGGCUAUACGUGUUUCGCAAAUAGAGCAUCAGACCAAAUUUAUGGAUGUACGUCCUACUUUUCGGAAGAUGAAACGUUAUCGAUCAAUAGCGUAUUAUUCGAUACUGUUACUGCGGCAAGCACAACCUCAUACCCCGUCAUAUACGCCAGCACGACGAUAACUGUCACAUCGGGCGUUGACAAGGUGGCAGCCUAUGGUGUAAUCAUCGAGAGAGCUUCAGACGAUCCUUCUUGGGUAUCAAGUACAGCUUCAUCUUCUACAUCUUCCUCAACGGCAUCACCAAUUGGAAGUGGCUCAGCCGCUGUCGCAUCCGCAACUUCGUCUCCAAGUAAUGUAUCAUCAGCAACAGAUUCAGCAUCUUCAUCAUCAGCAUCAUCGAGUACAGGAAUGUCCACUGGUGCCAAAGCUGGUGUGGCUAUCGGAGUAGCUCUUGGUGUUCUACUCAUUGCAGCGGGAAGUUUUCUGUUAUUCAGAAGACUCAGAAGACGCCCUCGUGGAUUGCAACCUGUUCCUGUAGGUGAGCUUGAUGGACCAACGCAAUAUUAUGAGAAGCCUAAUAGCGAUGAACCUUAUAAUACUCCUCCUUAUGUCACGGAAGCUCCAGAUACAACAGUAUAUCAACGAGGAGGAGAAUUGCAUGGCAACGAUAUAUCUUACGAGUUAUCCGGAAGUACGGCCGCGGGGAAAUAG